AUGAGAUGUCACAGGAAAGCUGGACGACCGAUUGUCUAUAUUGAUGAAACUUGGGUAGACAGCAAUUUGACAUUUAAGAAAUGUUGGCAAGAUGACACAGUUUUGGGAGCUACAGCAAAUGUUAAUUCGAAAAAUAAACUCAUAGUUGUUCAUGCUGGGUCAUCAACGGGUUUCCUUACGGGUGCUUUACUAGUAUAUAAAGCAUCAACAAAAAGCGGCGACUAUCACGGGCAAAUGAACCAUGAAAACUUUAAAAAAUGGGUGUCGGAAAAACUUCUUCCAAAUUUGCAACCAAACAGUGUCGUAUGCAUGGAUAAUGCACCGUAUCAUACGAUUGUCGAAAACUCCACUCCAACGAAGUAUUCUACAAAAAAAGUUAUGAUAGACUGGUUGAAAAACAACGGAAUACCCUGCGAUCAAAAAAUGCGAAAAGCGGAACUGUUCUCUCUUAUAGACAGUAAUCGUCCAAAGAAAAUUGUCUAUAAAAUUGAUAAUUUAAUAGAGAAAGAAGGACAUGAAGUUAUCCGACUACCCCCUUAUCAUUGCGAUUUGAACGCAAUCGAAUUUGUGUGGUCCUCUGUAAAGAGAAUAAUAAAGGAACGAAAUGUUAUUGGUGAUUUAAGUUUGGACAGUCUGAAAUCUCUUCUUCAAACAGCUAUCACUUAA
Messenger RNA from Argiope bruennichi, 666 nucleotides. RefSeq lists its product as uncharacterized. The record is from RefSeq and is a predicted model, not a curated record. Gene Ontology annotation, molecular function: nucleic acid binding. The transcript has a single exon. Bases 1 to 666 code for a protein of 221 amino acids. Lineage: Eukaryota; Metazoa; Arthropoda; Arachnida; Araneae; Araneidae.